AUGACUUCGUUUAUCAUUGAAGAAGUUGAUACAAGUGAUAUUCCUGAAAAUGAAUUGUCAGAAUUUGUUGAAACGACUGACAUUCCGAUUGUUGCGGAAACUCAGGAAGAAGGAAUGUUAACAGAUGAAAUGCCGUCAGAAAAUGAUUUUUCUGAUGAUUCAGUUGAUGAUAAAGAUUUUAAACUUAAAGACGAGCCAUCAACAAGUAAUUCAAACAAAGUGACCAAAAUAUUAAAGAGCACUAGGAAACCAUCAGUUAUUCCAGAUAAAUCACAAUCAAAUCUUUUGAGAAAAUUUAUGAAUAAUGAGAUCUCGUACAACGAUUAUGUGAGAAAGAUGGGAACCUUAGAUGAUUUAGACGAUAUUUCCGACCUUUCGGAAGAUUCUAAUGAUUCACCAAUGGAAAAAAUUAAGAAGCAUGGAAAGCGCCAUGCUGCGAAAGCAGAAACUCAUCAUGCAAAGAAAACGAAACGAGCAUUGCCACCGGCACUUCAGGGAUUGAUGGGCCAGGCGAAUUUGUGCUUUGCUCGUGGUGAUGUUGCAUUAGCUGAAAAGUUGUGCUUAGAAAUUAUUCGACAAGAACCAAUGACAGCAGAACCAUAUCUUACAUUAUCACAAAUUUAUGAGAACACAGAAGAAGAAAAGUACAACCAACUAUUGCUCAUUGCUGCUCAUGUUAAUUCAACAGUUUUCCAAUGGAGUCAAGUAGCUGAAAUCUUUUUAGAGAAAGGAAAUCUUAAACAGGCUUCAAUUUGUUAUGCUAAAGCAACACGAUGUGAUCCAAAAGAUCUCUCACUUCGUAUAAAGCGUUUAGAAAUUCUAAAACGAUUAGGAGAUGAAAAACAUGUCUUACAUUGUACGUUUUGUAUGCUUGGCUUCAUUCCAAAAGAUCAACAUGAAUUUCUCAUUGAACGAGCCAAGUGGGUGGUUCAAGAAUAUCAUAAAGAUGGUCAAAUAACAAAAUCUCUCGAUGCAAUGCUUAAAGCAUACAGUAAAGUUCCUGAACACUUCUCAACUCAAGAUGUUCAUUCACUUAUCGAUUUACUGAUCAAAGAUAAGCAAUAUCGGAAAUGUCUCAACGUUUUCAUAUUUCAUACAGGGAUGAACGUUUCGAUAAAGCAAACAGGAAAGAAUUCUUAUGAAUUCUCUAACAUUUACAUUCCUGACAAUAUGCUAAUGGAUUUAAGAACAAAAAUGUGCAUUUGUUUGAUUAAAUUGGAAGCUUCAAAUCUUUUCGAAUAUCUCAUUGACAAUGUAUUAAAAUUUAUCGAUGUUGAUAACGAAGGUGAUUGUUAUUUGGAUAUUCCAGAAGCUUUGAUGCUUCUUGAACAAUACACAUUUGCCUUGAGACUUUUAAAUCCGUUGGUGCAGAGUGAGACAUUUUCACUUGCUGCUGUAUGGCUUCGACAUGCUGAUUGUUUGAGAGCAUUAAAAAGAUAUCCUGAAGCUAUUGAAUCUUAUAAAAGUGUUGUACAGUUAAGUAAACAUUUAGAAGCUCGACUAACGCUUGCUGCAUUGUUGAAACAAGAAGGAAGAAUGGAAGAAGCUCUCGAAGCUUUAACGCAAGAUCCAGCUGUUGAAGUCCUUGAAACAGAGCUUCUCAAAGAAAAAUGUUUGCUGUUAAAGGAAUUAAAUCGUGUUGAUGAAUACCUUCAAGAGGGUUACAAAAUGAUGCUACGAAGUUCAGAUUGUGAUUUACGAAAGAAUCGUAAUCAAGAAGUUGAUGACAUUGAUGCACCUCAAUUCAGUAAAGGUGAUAAUGAACCAACUGUAGCGGAUGAUUGGAAUUUGUUUCUUGAUCUUGUUAAUACGGCUUGGACAAAUAUAAGAUACGUUCAAUUACAACGAUUGUCAUUUGCUGCAAUGUCAAGUCGGCGACUUCAAAGUCAUAUUCGAGAAAUUGACUUCAUCGGAACAAUUGCGUGUUUAUACAACAAAGAAGAAACUUACGGCUAUAAUAAGAUUCGAGAGUUCUUCAAUACUGACAGAGAAAAGCCACGAUUUUGGAUUCUUUUCAAUCUCAUCAUUUACCAUACUCAAGAUUCAAGAUUUAACCGAUUUGUUAUGAGAUUGUUUGAAAAGGUCUCUCCAUUUACAACUAAAGUUCCACCGAUAGUUUAUAUGCUUCUUGCUAAUUACUGUUUACUUUCUAACAGUUAUAAACAUGCUCUCAAUCAUUAUGAUGAAAUUUAUCGACGUUUUCAACAACCACUCGUUGCAAUGAUCCUUGCAAUUUUAUACGCUUUGAUUGCAAAUCAAAAGCAUUCAAAUCGGAAGCAAAAUCUUAUUGUGCAAGCGAUAAAUUAUAUGGAGAGAUACAAACAAACAAGAGAACCGGAAGCGGAAGCUGAAAUUCUUUACAAUACCGGUCGACUUUAUCAUCAAAUUGGAAUAAUUUCUGUUGCCAAACAAUAUUAUGAGAAAGCUUUAGCUGUGAAAAAUCCGUUCAUUGAGAAGCACAAAGAACUUUUGGAUUUGAGAAUGGAAAUUGCUUACAAUCUUCAUGUCAUUUACAAACAAUGUGGAAACAGAGCAAUGGCAAGAAAAAUCCUUUACGAUAACAUUGUUAUUUAA
This is a messenger RNA of Clunio marinus, 2574 nucleotides long. NCBI's taxonomy places the organism in Eukaryota, Metazoa, Arthropoda, Insecta, Diptera, Chironomidae. The record is from the annotation of a GenBank genome assembly.